AGAUCUGCCGCUCAUGGAGGAAGUGCUGCCGUUACCGUUCAGCUGUCUGUCCAUAGAUCUGCCGCUCAUGGAGGAAGUGCUGCCGUUACCGUUCAGCUGUCUGUCCAUGAAGAGCGACCUGUCCAAAGAUCUACCUGUAAACUUUGGAACUGAACCUGGACUUUUAAGCUCAAAAGAGAAGAGUGUUUUUGAGGAGGAGCAGCGCUCCUUCUGUGGUUUGUCUCAGGAUUCUGGACUCAGCUCCUGCCCACAGUCAGGAUCUGAUCCGAACAAAACAGAUGCUGGUUUGAACCUUUUUUAUGGACAUCAGAUCAGUCUGAAGAGGAGAUGCGAACACGUGAAUGAAGGAACAGAAGAAGCGGGAAGAGAAAAGCUUCUGAACAGGAUCUACACUGAGCUCUUCAUCACAGAGGGGCUGAGUGAAGAUGUGAACACCCAGCAUGAGGUCAGGCAGCUGGAGGCAGCUUCUAAGAUCAGCAGUCUCCACAACAUUCCUAUCAGGUGCAACGAGAUCUUCAAAGUCUUACCUGACCAACACGGAUCCGUCAGAGUGGUUCUGACGAGCGGCGUGGCAGGAGCUGGAAAAAGCUUCUUGGUGCAGAAGUUCACUCUGGACUGGGCCGAGGGUUUGGAGAACCAAGACAUCAGUGCUGUGGUUCCUCUUUCUUUCAGGGAGCUGAACCUGGUCAGAGAGGAGCAACAGAGUCUUCUCACUCUGAUCCAGACGUUCCAUCCAAGCUUCCAGAAGAUCCCAGCUGAGCAGCUGUAUGUCUGUAAACUUCUCUUCAUCUUUGAUGGUCUGGAUGAAAGCCGACUUUCUCUGGACUUCAAAAGUGGUCAGGUGGUGUCUGAUGUCACCCAGAAGUCCUCAGUCAACGUGCUGCUCACAAACCUCAUCCAGGGACAUCUGCUUCCCUCAGCUCUGGUCUGGAUCACCUCCAGACCAGCAGCAGCCAAUCAGAUCCCUCAUUCCUGUGUUUCCAGGGUAACAGAAGUACGAGGCUUUACUGACUCCCAGAAGGAGGAGUACUUCAAGAGGAGAUUCAAAGAUGAAGAUUUGUCCAGCAGAAUCAUCUCCCACAUCAAGGGCUCCAGGAGCCUCCAUGUCAUGUGUGGAGUUCCGAUCUUCUGCUGGAUCGCUGCUGUGGUCCUCGAGGACAUGUUGACCACAGAGCACAGAGGAGAGCUGCCAAAAACCCUGACGGACCUGUACUCACACUUACUGAUGGUCCAGACAAAGAGGAAGAAGAACAAGUACCAGCAGCAGCUUGACAGGAGUCCACAGGAGCUGACAGAAGCAAAUCGAGACGUUCUUCUGAAGCUGGGGAGGCUGGCAUUGGAACAUCUAGAGGACAGAAACCUCAUGUUCUAUGAGGAAGACCUGGAGCAGUGUGGUCUGGAUGUCACAGAGGUCUCUGUGUUCUCAGGAGUUUGUACUGAGAUCUUCAUACGGGAGUGUCUGAUCUUUCAAAAGCCGGUCUACUGCUUUGUUCAUCUGAGCGUCCAGGAGUUUCUGUCUGCGGUCUACAUGUUCCACUGUUACACCAACAGGAAGACUGAGGCGAUGGAGAACUUUCUGAAGGAUCUUGUGAACAUCUCAACCCUGGAUGAAUUUCUGGACAGAGUCAUGGAGAAAUCCUUGCAAAGUCAAACUGGACACCUGGACCUGUUUGUUCGCUUCCUUCAUGGCCUCUCUGUGGAGUCCAACCAGAGGCUUCUGGGAAGUCUGCUGGGUCAGACAGAGAACAGGCCAGAGACCAUCCAGGCAGUCAUCAACAAUCUGAUGAAGAUCAACUGCGGGGAAGAGGUUUUUGACAGCACUGUGGCAGGUCCCAGCCCACAGAAGAAACAGACCAGUGACACAGUGUCUCCUGACAGACGGAUCAACAUCUUUCACUGUCUGAUGGAGAUGAAGGACCUCUCGGUUCAUCAGGAGAUUCAAGAGUUUCUGAUGUCAGAGAACAAAUCAGCAAAGGAACUCUCAGAGACCCACUGCUCGGCUCUGGCUUACAUGCUGCAGAUGUCAGAAGAAGUUGUGGAUGAGCUGGACCUUCUCAACUACACAUCCACCACAGCUGAGGGUAGACGCAGACUAAUACCAGCUGUGAGGAACUGCAGAAAGUUCAAAGCGCUUUUCUGUGGACUCUCAGACACUGACUGUGAAGUUGUGGCCUCUGCUCUCAAGUCCAAACCAUCCCAUUUGACAGAACUGAACCUUGGCAGCAACGAGCUCCAGGACUCGGCAAUCAAGGUUCUGUGUGCUGGACUGGAAAGUCCAAACUGCAGACUGGAGGUUCUGAGGUUGAGUUGGUGCAGCUUGUCUGGGAUCAGCUGUGCUGCUCUAAGCUCAGCCCUCAAGUCUAACCCGUUCCAUCUGAGAGAACUGACCUUGAACUUCAACAGAGAUCUGCAAGACUCUGGAAUGAAGCAUCUGUGUUGUUUUCUUGAAAGUCCAAACACCAAACUAAUCAUACUCAGCUUGAUCAGCUGCGGCUUGUCGGAGAUCAGCUGUGCUGCUCUGGCCUCGGCUCUGAGAUCCAACCCGUCCCAUCUAAGAGAACUGGACCUGAGUAAGAAUGACCUGUUGGACUCAGGAGCUCAGUAUCUCUGUGGUUUUCUGGAGAGUCCUGACUGCAGACUGAACACCCUGAGGUUGGAGAGGUGUCGGCUGACAAAGAUCUGUUUUGAAGCUCUAGUCGCAGCUCUGAAGUCCAACCCGUCCCAUCUGACAGAACUGGACCUGAGGGCAGGCUCUAACACUCAGGACUCAGAUUUUCAUCAGCUCCAGGAUCUGGUGGAAAGUCCAGACUACAAACUGCAGACUGUGAGGUGGAGAUACUAGUGCAUGACUACAUUUCCCAUGAUGCAGCAGGGGAAGGAACUAUCUUGGUUCAGCACUGAAAUAUGUCCAUAAACAUCUGUCCAGGACGUCUCAUGUUCUCUGUGUAAAGAUAUCAGAAUUUUGAUCAAGUGAGAAUAGUUUUAAUGUUGGAACAGAAUUCUAAUAUUUACCGUAUUUAUUCAUUUUUGCCAGAGACCCGAAGCCCAUUAAUAGGCAAAUUCAUACACUGAAAUCUCAUCAUGUUUGUACAAGUAUAAUAACAUAGUAAAUAUAAUAAAAUAAAACAGUGAAAUUAUUAUUUUUUUAAUUUUCACAAGCCUUUGACUUUUGUCAAAAGGCAAUCAUUCUCAUAUUUUAUAAACAAACAUAUAUCCAGAAUUAACCAGCAUUCCUCCCUCUGUCACGUUUCAGUUAUAUCAUACUUUUUUUACAUUUUUAAUUUUCUUGAAAAAAUAAACACACUUUUGUCCGUCAAUGA
This is a messenger RNA of Oryzias melastigma (Indian medaka), 3320 nucleotides long. RefSeq names its product NLR family CARD domain-containing protein 3. The record is from RefSeq and is a predicted model, not a curated record. NCBI's taxonomy places the organism in Eukaryota, Metazoa, Chordata, Actinopteri, Beloniformes, Adrianichthyidae. Gene Ontology annotation, molecular function: protein binding.